Scutellospora calospora is the source of this 145-nucleotide messenger RNA. NCBI's taxonomy places the organism in Eukaryota, Fungi, Glomeromycota, Glomeromycetes, Diversisporales, Gigasporaceae. The record is from the annotation of a GenBank genome assembly.
AUGAUGAAUUUUUAUGGUAUAUUUCCUGUUAAACCUUUCAAAGCAUUUUUCCCCAACCUUGAAGUAAUGAAAAGUGUAAGCGAAGAAGGAAGUAUGACUGAAAAAGAUUUGUAUAGCAUUUGGAUUGCUUGGACUGCUGAAGUCG